UGCCGGGGUAGCGGGUGACGCGGGCGACCCCAGGCCCGAUGGCGGGGCCGGCGGGCGGGCACAUGUGCGUGGAGAGCCUGCGGCGGGACGUGACGGACCUGCAGGGCGCCAUCGCCGACGUGUGCGGCCGGGCUGGGCCCGCACGCUGCCGCUCCUGGAAGUUCCCCGACCGGCUGUCGUGCGAGCUGGACGUGGUGGCGCUGCUGCAGCGCUACGACUACGUGGAGGGCGACGCCGAGCUCACGCGCCGCUCCCACGUGGCGCUUCUGGAGCUGGUGAUCGACAGGCUGCUGUUGCUGCUUCAGAGCUUCACUGGCUAUGCAGAAAAUCUUAUUGAUGAACAAGCCGUGCCUCCUCUUCAGGCAGUGGGACCCUGCAUGUCCGUUGGGCUGACUGUGAGGAAGUACUGGAACAGCAUGCUGAAACUGGGAGCCUUCUAUCAAGAGUCUGUGGGUGAGAAUAAAUCUAACAGAAAAGAUGUCUCUGCACUGAAAUCUACACUGCAGGAUUUGAAAGCUGAGAACGAACGUUUGAGAAGCUGUUCACCUGUAAUUUCUGAACUGGGCACAUCUUUCGAUUGUACACAGGCAACUACUUCAUGCCUCUCACAAAACUUCAGUGUACCAGACUAUGGUAUCAAAGACUUGUCACGGCCAAGAUCUGCAUAUAGCAUCACCAGGAAUAACCAUAGUGUCCAUUCUCAGACAAUUGAAUCAUCCUUGGUACCCUGUGAUUCUUGUGCCAGUGCCCAGGCCAGCCUCCAGGAGGUCAGCAAAGCCAUCGUGAGCAUCUGUUGUAACCAGAAUAUCCCUUCAUCCCUGUGCAAAUUCCAAAAGAUGAUUGAGGAGACCAUGUUUAACAAGACACUUGCUGCUACAGACAUGAGGUACUGGGCAUCAGAACAAAUGAAGGACCUCUCCCGGAUCAAUAAACAUCUUGGGAUGCUGAUGCAACUGAUAAAUCCUUUGAAGACACAACUGGAAGAAUCUGAGAAACAGAAGGAUGAGCUGAGAAAGCAGGUUGAAGACCUUGCCAAAGUUCUUCAGCAGGAGAAGGAGAUCCAGGAACAGCAGAGGCAAGCAGCCAAGCAGUGCUUGGAAAAGAAGAACAAAGAGAACCAUGAGAUUAUGGCCAAACUUGAGAAGGACAAGGAGAAUGCAAAGAUAGGUGCUGCCUUGCUGGAGGAACAGAUUUCUGCCUUGAAAGAGGAGUUGGCAUCACAGCAAGCUACUGUGAAAGAGCUGGAGCUGAUCAAAACGUCCCUGCUAGAGGAGAUGAGGACUAAAAUGGUAGACAAGAGCCAGAUGCUGAAGCUGCAAGAACAAGUGCAGCUGCUUACCAGCCAGCUGGAAAGCACAAGCCAGGAGCUCAGCGAGGUCACCAUCCAGCUGGACAAGGAGAAGGCCAAAGUGAAAAGCAUGCUCAGGCAUGAGGAGUCACUGCAGGCCAAGCAAGGAGUCUUGCUGCAGCAGCUGGACAGCGUGGAUCAGGAGUGUGAGGAGCUACGGACCACCCUAAGUGACAUUGAGGAGGACAAAGCCAAGCUGGUAGAGCAGCUGAAGGAGAUGCAGGACAAGAAGAAGCAGGUUCAACACAAGCUGGAAGCCCAGCAGGAGCUAACGGAGAUCCUGGAGCAGGAAAAGCAGACUCUAGAGCAGUCCACAUCUGAGCUGCACAAGAACGUCUCUGAACUGGAGGAACUGAUCCAGGAGCUGAAGGAGAGGCAGAGGCUGCUGGUGUCUUUCCCAGACCUCCACAUCCCGGUUGAGACACAGUUUGAGAGCACUGGGAAUGUUGCAGAAGACAUGGAAAAGCAACUGCAGGCAAAUAACAUCCGGAUCAACAUCCUGGAGCAAGAGAACUCUCGGCUCAGGACCGCACUUGUCAAGAUGAGAGAAGCAGCCAAGCAAGGAGCCUUAAGGCUUAUUCCACAGACCCAGCUGUGGAUUCAUUCAUCUGCCCAGACCAGCAGCAAAGAUGGUGUGACAGACCACCACAAAGAUUACACAGGAAAUCCUACUGGUGCACACAGACCUCCAAGCAGCCAAGCUGGCAAUGACAGCCUGGUGUCCCGCCGACCUCCAAGCAGUCAAACAAGCAAGGCACGCCAGAGACCAAGCAGCCAGCAGACAAAACCAUCCUCCCUAGAGACCACAUGCAAGGAACUAUCCUGCCUCUCUCUGCUACCUGAGAACUUUCUCCUCAGUACCAAUGUCAAGCCCAAAGGGCAAGACAGUGUAGCUGGAGUCCAGGUCCUUCCAUCAUGCAGUACUAGAAACCACCAGAAAUAGGCCAGCAGAAUAACUCUGUCAGGAGGUGGUAUUCAACCAGUGCCACUAAUGCUGUCAUGUUUACCACCCAGGAUCCCCAUAAGUAGCAAGCUAGUGUUGAAGGCAGUCAGCCAGCCAGAUCUUUUAGGACAGGUGAUUCGUGGGGGAGGGACAAAUGGAAGUGGGAUAUACAUUGAGGAUACUGUUCUGAUUCAGCAUUAGAACGAGCAAGGUUGAUGCUCCUAUCACCAGGGCUUCCUUUAUCUGUUAGAAGGAGAGACCAGAGUUCAACGUACUGUAGACAAGGUCCUGAACAAAUAGAAUUCUUUUAGAAAGCUCUGUGCCUUUUCCGUACACAGACGUUAAAAUGCUUACAGCAGUGAAAAAGGCUCUAUUCCCAUAGCCCCAGUUGUAUGGAGGGUACAAGAAGGGCCUUUCCUUCUUUGGAGCUAGAGAAAGCAUCAGCACAUUGCACAGCAGGAGGUGGAGAGCCGUUUUAGGGUGGGGAAAAGCAUGGUCAGGCUUAGUGAGGUACAGCAGGACAUCCAGGUGGUCUGGGCUGUUAUUCACAGAAGAAAUGAAGGGUUUCAUGCCAGGGUUUGAUCAGUAGGAGGGAUAUGGAAAAAAGUAAUCCAAGUACAUGCCUGGAAAGUAGGAACUCUCACAGCAGCUUGGCCACAAACAUCCUUUGGCAAAUCACAGGGGUGUUGUGUCUGCGUGACCUGGAGAGCAAAGCAACCCUUCCCCAGUGAGUAAAGAUCAGCCUCUGGGAUACCCUGUGCACCAAGAAGUCUGUUCUUAGACCCUGAACUUUCCACCAGGGAAGUUACCCAGGGGCACGUUAAGCUAAUAGCAAGAGUCAGAGCAAGGUUUAGUACAUCCUAAACUUCUAUUUGGUUUCUCUCUUUUGGGCAAAAGCAUCUCCAGGUGGCUUCUGGAGAUAGCUUGGGCUGCUAGCAGAGAAAAGGGCUCACCAGCCAGAUGAAAGGUGCACUGAACUCAAGCAGGAAUGGUGGCAGGAGCUGUGUCAGCACAUCAGACACUAGCUUGUUCCAUAAAAUGAACCAGAGUAACGCAGCAGAUUUCUCCUUGCUCUGUAUUUAAUAUUACAGGUGGCUUUACAGACACAUGGGGGAAUCAAGCCAGCAGCCCCUGGCUGCUGAACCAGGCCAGGAGCCAUCCAGGGCUCAGCAAAUACCUGGAUGCUUGUUUAUUGUUCAUUCUUUGCAGUUAACUCACGCCACUCUCUAUAAUAAGUUAGUAUAAAUAAAAGCAAGCAUUCAUGAA
This is a messenger RNA of Alligator mississippiensis (American alligator), 3557 nucleotides long. It is a transcript of the gene CCDC157, whose product is annotated as coiled-coil domain containing 157. The record is from RefSeq and is a predicted model, not a curated record. NCBI's taxonomy places the organism in Eukaryota, Metazoa, Chordata, Crocodylia, Alligatoridae. Bases 39 to 2291 code for a protein of 750 amino acids. The transcript has 10 exons.